Molecule: messenger RNA, 2125 nt
Organism: Sceloporus undulatus (fence lizard)
Lineage: Eukaryota; Metazoa; Chordata; Lepidosauria; Squamata; Phrynosomatidae
Gene: SPATS2L
Product: spermatogenesis associated serine rich 2 like
Exons: 13
Coding region: 133-1800 (555 amino acids)
Cellular component (GO): cytoplasm
Molecular function (GO): protein binding
Source: RefSeq, a predicted model, not a curated record
GCCAAGGCACUCAGGAGGGAAAGGCAAAGCAGAGGCAGCCCAGGAGGCUCUCCUUUGGCAUUGCCCCCCUCUCCAUCCAGGAGGGCAGAGACCCCGGGCACAGGCUCAGCUCUUACUCAUUUCAGACUGGAGAUGGCAGAAAUCAGCUCCCAAGUAAAUAUCAAGGAAAAGAUCAAUGCAGUCCGGUCAGUUGUUCCCAACAAGAGCAAUAAUGAAAUAAUCCUGGUGCUCCAGCAAUUUGAUAACAACGUAAACAAGGCUGUACAAGCUUUUAUGGAUGGGAGUGCGCUUCAAGUGCUAAAAGAAUGGAAUAUGACAGGGAAAAAGAAGAACAGCAAAAGGAAAAGAAGUAAAUCUAAACAGCACCAUCUUAGCAAAGAUAUGAAAGAUAAAGAUGAAGGGGCAGAAAAGGUGUCCCUGGAAUCCCGAGAACUGAAUAGCUGCCAUCUGAAUGGAUGUGAUAAGAAUACUUUCCUGAAACCUGACAGUGAAAAAUCAACAGUAAUUACUCAAGAAGAAAAGAGUUUGGAAUACAAAGAGAGGGGAGAGACAAAAAACAGAAAGCUCAGUGAUCCAAAGGCAGAACAGAAGAAAGUAUCUAUAGUUGCAGACCAAAAAUAUAUAAAUAGCAUAGAGGUUCCUGAUGCUUCUCAACACUCCCACCAAUCCUCAUGUAAUAUUAGUAGACCGAAGUUCAGAACAUCCACUGCCAAGUCACCUGUCCCUGUAUCUCACCUUGAAAUAAAACCAGAAGACUCCGUCAAAAAAAGAGGUCCAAAUAUUGAAAAAUCUGUGAAAGAUCUUCAGCGCUGUACUGUUUCUCUGACAAGGUACCGCAUGAUGAUUAAAGAGGAGGUGGAUAGUUCUGUGAAGAAGAUCAAGGCCGCUUUUGCUGAAUUACAUAGCUGUAUAAUCGACAGAGAAGUGUCUUUAAUGGCAGAGGUUGACAAAGUUAAAGAAGAUGCCAUGGAAAUCUUAACUGCUCGUCAGAAAAAAGCUGAAGAACUGAAGAGAUUAACUGAUUUGGCUAGUCAGAUGGCAGAGAUGCAGUUGGCAGAAUUACGUGCUGAAAUUAAGCACUUUGUCAGUGAACGUAAAUAUGAUGAAGAACUGGGUAGAUCUGCCCGCUUUUCUUGUGAUAUUGAACAGUUGAAGACUCAGAUCCUGCAGUGUGGGGAAAUUUCUCACCCAAAGAACAACUAUUCCUCAAGAACACCCUCUAGCACACAGUCAGCAACUAUGCACGCAGCCACCAGUAUACAAAGUGCAUACAUCCGAAAAUCCUCUAGUCGUGCUUGUGCUAAGACUCCUGAUGGUAAAGCAGUAAUAGCCAAAGGCCUGAGCAAAGAUGUGACCAAUGCCACAGAAUCCUCUCCUCAGAUAAUUUCAACAAAUAAACAGAAUGGAUCUUCUAAUCAGAGACGAAGGUUCUACACACAAUACCAUGGCAUUCGAAUGAACGGAUCUGUCAAACCACAAAGUGCCGGUACUGAAUCAGAUCAGAACAACACAAAGGGAAGUUCCUGGCAUGAAUACAGAAGACCGCAUUACAGUAGUUAUAGGCCCAAAAAUAAAAGCACACUUAAAACCCAAGAGCAGUCUUCAUCUGCAAAAAACACGGAAAAUCUAUUGUAUCCAGAAAAGACGCGGCGAAAGCAUCCUACGCCAGGCCCAAUGGAGUCUAGAUCUUUAUGCAGCAGUAUUACUACUGUUUCUCAGUGCAAUUUAUGCCCCUCAAGAAUAGAGACUUCUGCAGAUGCUCCUGUCCUUUCAGUCCCAGCUGUGACUUUGGUGGCAUGAACGGUGGGAUACAUGGAAGGGCAAAUGUAAUGCAUUUUCAUCUUGCAUUCCUCAGUAAAGGUGCUUUCCCUCUCCCACACCCCAAACUAUUGGCAAAAAUACUUUGUCAAAAAUUUCUACAAUUGUGGUAAACAAAACUUAACAAAUGUUUCUUAACCAUAAUAAUGUCAUAUCAUAUUUCGUACUUUGAAAGUUUUGCUCAGUAUAGUCAAAUUAUUGUGUGUUUUUUAAAAUAACAAUACAGCUUUUAGCUAGUCAUUACUUAGCAGAACAAUCAAAAUGAUGUUGAGAAAUAAACUUCAGGAGGAUGUCAAUAUCAAUUUAA